Messenger RNA from Exophiala oligosperma, 804 nucleotides. RefSeq lists its product as uncharacterized. The transcript is spliced from 2 exons. NCBI's taxonomy places the organism in Eukaryota, Fungi, Ascomycota, Eurotiomycetes, Chaetothyriales, Herpotrichiellaceae. The record is from RefSeq and is a predicted model, not a curated record. The coding region runs from base 1 to 804 and encodes 267 amino acids.
AUGUCUACACUCGAGGAUAGAAAAAUCGAAAAGCCAGUGAUAGUUAUCGUCCCAGCAUCUUUUUCUCCACCAAGCCUUUACCGUGAUGUCGUGGAGAGACUGGGCGACACUGGGUUCAAGACCAUCGUUAUCGACCUUCCCUCUAUCGGCAGUCGCGCUCCCCUUGCUGGUGCAACAAUGACUGACGAUGUAAACUGUAUUCGGUCCAUUACAAAUGAAUUGGUCGAUGAUGGCAAGGAUAUUAUCUUAGUUAUGCACUCAUAUGGAGGCAUAUGUGGAACAGAGAGCACUAAGGGCGUUUCAAAGGUCGAACGAGAAAAAUUGCGGAAGGAAGGUGGAAUCAUUCGGCUUCUAUACAUCAGCAGCCCUGUCCCAGAAGUUGGAGGCUCUAUUGCUUCACAGAUGGGUGCUAAUAUGCCUGAUUUCAUCACAGUCGAGGGAGAUUAUCUUGUUGCUGAACCAAAUGGCUGUGCUCGCACAAAUUUCUCUGAUCUUCCGUCUGCUAGAGGAAUUGAGCUUGCCAAAACGAUGUUGGUACAUUCUGCAGUCAGUUUCACGGGAACUUUGACACACCCAGGAUAUCAGGAUACUCCUGUGUCAUAUCUAGUUUGUGAGGAAGACCAAGCAGUUCCGGUAGAGGUUCAGAAGUCGAUCAUUGCCAGAAUUCAGAAAGAGAGCGGCCAUGGUGUAGACAUACAAUUUUGUAAAUCCGGUCAUUUUCCCAGUGUCAGUCGCACUGAGGAAGUUGUUCGUAACAUCAGGCGUGCGGCUGGAGAGACUUUGAGAGAGAUUACCACUCUCUAG